CGUGACUUGAAUGCCACACUUUCAACGUUUAAACAAUAGUCCAGCCACCUAGACUUGAUUCAGUUAUCUGACCUCAUACUCUAUGCUUCCUAAGUUAUCCUUUCCACCGGAAUGAUAUAGUCCCAGAAGUACCACAAUUUUACUUCGACCGUGGUUUUCUUAAUUUUUCAGUCCAUCAAACUAGGUACAUAGCCUUCCAACGUUAUUUUCUGGUACACAUCCCAAGAAUGGACAUCACUCUCUUUAUAUAUUCUUAGAAACUAGCGUUUUAUUUAUCAUAUAUCAUAACCAUGGAAAGAGAGACGGGCAUGGAUUUGACUAGAGAGACAAACGGUUUGGAGGUGAGCUCGAGCAUGGUGAUAGGCACACAUGAUAAUUCCAAUACCCCAUCUCUGAAGCGUCAACGUUUUGAAAAAUCUCGGAUAGAAAAUUCAUAUCCACGAAAACGAGCCUUGAGGGCAUGCCAGGUUUGCAGAGCUCGAAAGACCAAAUGUAAUAACGAAAAGCCGGUAUGUGGAUGCUGCCAAGCUUUGGGGGCUCAGUGUGUUUAUGAUGAAGCAAAUGGUCCAUACACGUUCGUACAUCCAACACACUAAUUGAUUUAUUUCAAAUUGAAUUAUUAACCUAAGAGACUAGAUUGGAUUUUGCAAGUCAAAUAAUAGUGGAACGUCUUGAUCAAGUACUCCAAAAACUUGACGAGAGAGGAGAUUCGGCAGAAACUCUACGCCGGAUUUCUCAAGAGUUGGGCACAUUUCGAUCGGAACAAGUCUCUUUGAAAUCCAAAUGGCAAGCCCCUUCUACCAAUGGAGAAGUUCUUGAAUCAGAAAAGGAUCAUGAGCUCCAGUUGGAUGAAAAUAUGCUAACACCUUCUGCCCGGACUUCCCCUGACGCUGUCCUUGAUUGGCCAGUAUUCGAAAGCCAUUAUCCGACAGGCUUCAUUACUAGGUAUUUAUUUGACCAAAACUUUGUUGAUGAUUCCAGGCCUGAAGAAUCAGAACAUGACGAUUUUCAGCCAUCAGCCCUCAUUAAUGAGGAGGCUGUGCCUCAGCUUGUGGAAAUCUUUCUCACUCGCGUACACACCAAAAGUCCAAUUCUAGACCCAAAGACUGCGAGAGAAUUUGGAUUUAAGAUCGCUCUUGAAGGGUUGCGAUGGGAUGCAUCCUCUUGUUUAGUGGUAAGUGCAGUCAUUAUUACGGAGUUUAGGAGGGUGUCCUCACAAAGCAAGAAUGUUUAAUUGAUAAGUCAUAGUUAAUUAUGUGCGCUUUAGGCUGUGUUUCACAGCCUUUUAGUGACUCGCAAAGUCGCAUUCUUCCAGAAAAUAGAAUGGAAACCUCGAGAAGCGCUCUUGGAGAACGAAACCUGUCUCUUGGAACGGCUUGCUUUACAGCCGCUCGCAAACGAAUUGGGCUCUUGAAGCCCAGCGUGAUCGCAACGCAAUGCAUCUUCCUGUGCGGUGUAUACGAAAUGUAUAUGGUACGCCCGCUGAGGGCUUGGAAUUCCUUCGCUGACGCCUCAUCCAACCUUUUCAUGUACCUCAAGUGCGAAGAGUCACACUUUGGAGGAGAUAUAUCAAGGACUAAGUCGCCCGAAAUUCAGCGUGUUGAGGCUAGUUUGUAUUGGUCUUGCUACAAGUCUAUGUGGUAUGAAGUUUUCUUUUAAAUCUAUCUCGUCCGUAAGCGAAUUCUAAUACUACAUGCAAAUAGCGAGUUGCGAACAGAGGUACCUUUACCUACAUCAGUACUAUCUCAGGUUAAUUAUGCACAUUCAUUACCUGAGCCGCCGACAAAUUUUGCAUCAGGUGCCAAUUCUAGUUCAUACAACACAAAUUCUGCUGAGUCAUCUACAGUAAAUGAUUCACGACAAGAAGUAUCAGAAGUUGCUUUCGAAACACUUCAGGAACAAGCCUGGUUUUUUUUAUCUAUCAGAUAUCAUAAUCAGUAGACUUGGUACUCGAGUUCUUCUUAAUUUGUACGAUGAAGACUAUCGAAGCUGGAACGUGCAUAACCUCCGUCAUAUGAUCAAGGCUGCAGAUGAAUUCGAAAGACAAUUGAAUGAGUGGUAAGCACGAUGAUCCUUUGAUUAGUUGUAUAUUCUAACUAACAUUAAUAUAGGCAUACCAGUCUUCCAGAGCAAAUCCAAUUCAAUUAUAAUAUAGAAACCGAUCAUGAGCUACGAUUCACCUUACAAACUCGUGCAAUGGAGGUAAAAGCAUGGCUGUAUCGACCCUUUUUAUACUAUAUAAUACACCAAUCAUCAAGCAAAGUUCCGGAGCGAGUACGGCAGCUUGCUCAAAAAGCAAUUGACAGCAGCAUUCACUGGAUUUUACUUAAAAAUACCAGGCAUCGACACCAUGGAAGUUGGUUUGUUGGAAGACUGAUUUUAUCUUCAGCACUCUCUAUACUUGCCGCGGUCAAGGCAAAAUUACGUCUGGAUUUAUUGGAUGACUGGAAAGAGAACGUGCUAGAAGCGAUUAGUGCUAUGAAGUUCUGGGCGGACGAAUCAUCUGAUUUUGCUGUGGGUUCUGUGGUUUUGGAAAAGUUAUUUUCACAGCUUUUAGAUAUUUCAAACGAUUAAUGAUUUAGUUCGUGUCGUGUACUGGGGCAGUAAAUUUUCACAAAGUCACAGGCCGUAUCAAGCAAUUGAUUAUUUGCGUGGUGAGUGACAUGUUUCUAGUAGCUAACUGAUGAUUUUUUGUCCAUUUAAAAUCAUGCAGUAGUACGUACAAAAUCUUUUUCUUGCCGGCUCAAAUAUACCACAAAGAUAUAUCUCCAAAACCCCAAACUUGCACUUCUGAACCUUCACAUUCCGAACUCUCCACUCUGAUUUACUUCUUUGGCGAGUACGCUCUGACUUC
Sclerotinia trifoliorum is the source of this 2854-nucleotide messenger RNA. The record is from the annotation of a GenBank genome assembly. Lineage: Eukaryota; Fungi; Ascomycota; Leotiomycetes; Helotiales; Sclerotiniaceae.